AUGGAAGGAGACAAUCAACACGGACAAGAUGUCACCGAAUUCCGAGCUGGCCACGAAUUCGACGUUAAGAAACUUGAAAGCUACCUGGUCCAACAUGUCUCUGAUCUCGUAGCUCCUAUUGAGCUCAAACAAUUCAAGCUUGGACAAUCAAAUCCAAGUUUCUUUGUCGUGGACGCCAAAGGCUCCAAGUUCGUAGUGCGCAAGAAGCCUCCAGGUUCUCUCAUCAGCAAGCAAGCCCAUGCAGUCGAACGAGAAUACAAGGUAAUCCGUGCCCUCUCCCAAAACUCCAACUACCCAGUCCCCAAAGCCUACGUGCUGUGCGAAGACUCGUCCGUAAUCGGAUCCCCCUUCUUCGUCAUGUCCUUCAUCGCAGGCCGCAUCUUUUCAUCCCCACUCCUGCCAACCGUGCCAUACAAUGAUCGACGAACAUACUACUUCGAAAUGAUUGAUCAGAUGGCGCAUUUGCACAAGAUUGAUGUCAAGAAGGUCGGGUUGGAAGAUUAUGGACGUUUGGGAGGGUAUUAUGAGAGGCAAUUGAAGAAUUUGUCGAACUUGUCUAAAGUUCAAGGAAGCGUAAAAGACAAGACUGGAAAUCCAAUUGGACCAAUGACACGACAAGACGAACUUGAAGAUUGGUUGAGGAAGAAUAUGGUUGCUGAUGAAGUAACACUCUUCCACGGCGACAUUAAAAGUGACAAUGUCAUAUACGACAUGAACGAGCCUAAGAUUGUUGCUGUUUUGGAUUGGGAACUAAGCACAAUCGGCCACCCCUUAGCAGACUUGGCCCACACACCACAAAUGUGGUACACCCCUGCUCCCAAAGGGUUACGUGAUGCCCCCCGUCCUCUCCCUAUUCCGGAAGCUGAUGAGCUCAUUAGACGAUACUGCCAAACAGCAGGCCGUGAAUACCCAAUCAAGAACUGGGCUUUUUGUAUUGUGUUUGCCAUGUUUAGAGGUACUGUCAUAAGGCAAGGUAUCGCUGCACGAGUUGCUCUUGGUCAGAACAACUCAGCAUACGCAGCAAACUACGUCAAUUUCCGUGAAUUGGGUGAUAUCUGUUUGGAAGUUUUAGAUGGUGGUCCGUUGAGUAAGCUGACUGGAUUUGGCAGUUCUGCCAGUCAGAAAUUGUAA
Messenger RNA from Synchytrium microbalum, 1131 nucleotides. RefSeq lists its product as uncharacterized. The coding region runs from base 1 to 1131 and encodes 376 amino acids. Lineage: Eukaryota; Fungi; Chytridiomycota; Chytridiomycetes; Synchytriales; Synchytriaceae. Gene Ontology annotation, biological process: protein phosphorylation. The record is from RefSeq and is a predicted model, not a curated record. The transcript is spliced from 10 exons. Gene Ontology annotation, molecular function: protein kinase activity.